AUGGCUCCCAAAGGCGGAAAUGCAAAGAAGGAGAGCGGUCGAGCGAAGAAAGCAGAAAAUGAAGCCAAGAAGCAAGAACAGGCUGCCGCUGCCGCUGAGCGCAAAGAGGCAGAUCAAUGGAAGGACGAUAGCGUGAAAGGAGGAAAGGCCAAGCAGCAAGAUAAGGAGGAGAAACGCAAGGCUGAUCUCGCUCGUAAGGCUGAGAACGCCCGCCUGCUAGCUGAGGAGGAGACUGUAGUCGCCGCGGCUAAGAAAGCUGCCCCCAAGGCGGCAAAGAAAUCCACGAAGGAUAUCAAGCCUGCAGGGCCUGGUGCAAUAGCUGCUGGAGGCGGCUUGGUCGCUCCGGAGAAGAGCACUGCACCUGCACCUCCGGAGGAAGUAGAAAGCUUCGCGGCGACGGGUAUUGAUAAUGCACUGGAUCUGCUAGAAGUUGUCACGGCGAAGAUGGAUAAAGCCAGCGUUGGACAACAGGCAGCAUCGAUCGAACGACAUCCAGAGCGCCGAUUCAAAGGGGCGUUUGAAGCCUACCAAGAACGCGAAAUGCCCAAUGUGCGCAAGGAACAUCCUGGAUUGCGGUUGCAGCAAUAUAAGGAGCUGCUGUUUAAGCAAUUCCAGAAAUCACCGGAGAAUCCAUUUAAUCAGGCCACUAUUUCCUACGACGCAAGCAAGGAAGAAAAGGUCGAUGCACUUAAGGCCAAGCAUGCACAGACCGCCGACAGGCUGCGCGAGAAGUAA
This is a messenger RNA of Pleurotus ostreatus (oyster mushroom), 735 nucleotides long. RefSeq lists its product as uncharacterized. Gene Ontology annotation, molecular function: transcription coactivator activity. The record is from RefSeq and is a predicted model, not a curated record. The transcript is spliced from 6 exons. Gene Ontology annotation, cellular component: nucleus. Gene Ontology annotation, biological process: transcription by RNA polymerase II. NCBI's taxonomy places the organism in Eukaryota, Fungi, Basidiomycota, Agaricomycetes, Agaricales, Pleurotaceae. The coding region runs from base 1 to 735 and encodes 244 amino acids.